This is a messenger RNA of Coprinopsis cinerea okayama7#130, 1290 nucleotides long. RefSeq lists its product as hypothetical. The record is from RefSeq and is a predicted model, not a curated record. Lineage: Eukaryota; Fungi; Basidiomycota; Agaricomycetes; Agaricales; Psathyrellaceae. The coding region runs from base 1 to 1290 and encodes 429 amino acids. The transcript has 7 exons. Gene Ontology annotation, cellular component: extrinsic component of mitochondrial inner membrane.
AUGCUGACUGAUAUUGGUAUAGACUGCCAAAAGCGUGACUGGGCCAAGCACAAGUCUUUCUGCAAGGCCCUUGAGCAAUUGGAAGCGAAGGGGCCUUCGUCGACUACAGUACUGCUUGGUGAUGAGGAUAUGGGGCCAGGCGAGUCCAGUCUAAACGCGUUUGCGUAUUGCUGCAUGCUCGAAGACGUGGACACUCUGCGAUCCAUCCUCGGACGAGAACUUACCAUCCCCGAGCGAAACAUGCUCGGGUGGGAGCCUCGAUGCGCUACCUGUGCCUCGACUGAGAGGAUGCUUCGUGCUCGUCAAAGUCAGCUUCCGGGUGCUUCCAACCAAGGCAAUACAGGCUCGGGAGCGGCAAGCUUCCUCGAGCCAUGCCCGACGUGUCGCACAACCUUUUUCUGCUCAAGAGAGCACCAAAAACUUGCGCAACAAUUUCACAAUGGUGUGAAGACCUCCACGGCUUGCGGAAAUCUCACACAAUGCCAGGCCAACCAACUGAUCAGGGAAGAUGUUCGACUCUCCUCUGCCCUAAAGGACGCGCCUCGAGGUCUUCUGGUCUGGGCACCUGAGCGUACCAAGACGCAAUGGGAGUCGUUCAAAGGGAGUACGUGGAAGCAGGAGUUCCUGGCGGAAGUUCAGAAGGGCAUUCCACUUCCGCGAGGAAUGACCAUCGCCUCAUUCCUUCACACUUUCAGUGAGGGACUUUCAAUCCCGAUGACUAUCCUCCACGCCCUCGACACCUUGAACGGCGAGAACACGGACUGGACUCGGAAACACAAGCUGGUGAUCCACGUACUCGGAGCGGCACGGCUGGAAAUCCAGAACGGCAUGGUCUUCGAGGAGGUUGUCCAUCGCCUCCCACAGUUGAAAGAAAUGGAGGUUGUCAUGUAUGGCCCCGAGCUGCAGCAGCUCAUUGCCAUGGAUGGAGACAGGGUGUCUAUGAAUAUGGACACUUGCCCGCUUUACCAUUCGGAUGUCACCCACUCGUCUCCAAAGCCUGACCUUGCUAUUGCAUUUGACGCCGGGGUAGCUGCGCAUCAGGACCUCUGGAAGCCGACCAUCAAGCUUCUCGUCGAGCAAGAGAUUCCAUCUGUCUUUACUUCAUUCAACGAAGAGGAAGCCCAACAUGAUUCUGCUUUCUUCGUCGAUGCCGGCGCGUCGCUGGUUGAUGGUCUCGGACCAACUCCCAAUCCUUGGGGAAGUAUGCUGUUGAAAACGGAGCCAGGUCGGUUGCACGGGUUUUACUCCGUUAAUGGUUGGCUGUCGGGAGGAUGGAAGGGCCGAAAAUAA